This is a messenger RNA of Corvus hawaiiensis (hawaiian crow), 4273 nucleotides long. RefSeq names its product microsomal glutathione S-transferase 1 (gene MGST1). The coding region runs from base 127 to 594 and encodes 155 amino acids. Lineage: Eukaryota; Metazoa; Chordata; Aves; Passeriformes; Corvidae. Gene Ontology annotation, cellular component: membrane; mitochondrion. Gene Ontology annotation, molecular function: glutathione transferase activity. The record is from RefSeq and is a predicted model, not a curated record. The transcript is spliced from 4 exons.
GGACCCGCCUCCGCGGCCGGCGGGGCGAGGCGGGGCCGGGCCGGGCCGCGGCGCAGUGUCCGCCCGGGAGCAGCGGGGCUCGGAUCGCCGCGGGCAAGGCCGAGGUCGUCUGUGAGAAGGGGAGAAAUGGCUAAAGCCACCCAGUUAAUUGACAAUGAAGUCUUCCGGGCUUACGCCACUUACACAGCCAUUGUUCUUCUAAAAAUGAUGCUAAUGAGUCUGAUAACAGCGUACUUCAGGAUCACAAGGAAGGCAUUUGUCAACCCAGAAGAUACAGCAUCAUUUGGAAAAGGGGAGAGUGCUAAGAAGUACCUGAGGACUGAUCCGGAUGUUGAACGCGUACGCAGAGGCCACCUGAAUGACCUUGAAAAUAUUGUCCCAUUUGUUGGCAUUGGACUGCUGUAUGCUCUGAGUGGCCCCGAGCUGUCCACAGCCUUGCUGCAUUUCAGGAUCUUCACAGGGGCUAGGAUCCUUCACACUUUUGCAUACUUGAUCCCUCUUCCCCAGCCUGGCAGAGGUUUGUCUUGGGCAGUUGGCUACUCAGUGACCUUCUCCAUGGCAUACAAAGUCCUGAAGACAGCGUGGCUCCUGUAGCAGAGCUGUAGCUUCCGUGUCCCCUUCGACAUUCCACACAAAGUUUCCAGCGCUGUACGUUGAUGUCUUGAGUGAGCCAAUGAGUCUUCUGUGGUAACUGGAAUUCUUUUUUUUUUUAACAAAAGCUUUUUGUUCCUGUUCAGGAGUGUUUCUUUUUGGAGGAAAAAGAAUCCUUCUCCGUGUAUUCCCUGUUCAUGGGUUGCACUGCCAAAUACUAGAUUGGAUGUUCCCUUUGUGAUCUGUCAAGUGCUUACAAUUCUAAACAUGCAAUGAUGCUGUACUGAUAGCCUGUUUGAUAAUUUUCUACAGAUGCGCUAUUUUUGGCUGUAGCUCUGAAGUCUAAAUCAAUAAAGACAAGAUUUAAAAAAAAGCCUGUUUGUAUUUUUGUUUUCAUUUCGACUCUUCUCACUGCAGCCAGCAAAUAGCAUGUCACUAUGUAUCAGGAAGAGAUUCCAAUCAUAGAGUUCUUUGAAGAAAGCUUACCGUAAUAAUAAGAUAUAACCAGUAAUGCUGGUCUUUUUGUAAAAAAAUAUUUGAUGAAAAUGUUUUUAUAAUCCACUUUGGGAUUAAAAAACCUAAACCAUUGCAGCUCCAUUUCUUUCAGUUGAAUAGAUUAAAAAGAAAGAAAGUAUUUGUGCUAAAUUCUGUUUGGAGACUCUGGUGAAAAUUUGAAGUAAUUAUUUCUAUUGGAGUUCCAGCAAACAGGUUUUGUGACUGGAUAAAAUGUAGACCCUUUGUAGAGGAUUUUCUUUUCAUUUUUGAAUAAAUUCAGCAUAAAAUGAGUGGCACUUGCAAAUGUAGAUAUCAAGUACUUCAGAUUUACAUAUAUAAUUAGUUUGUGUGUCAUACUGCCAUAAAUAUGUUUCUGAUAGGAAAUCUUGCUCUUUGCUUACAUCUUUCUAUGAUGUAUUAGUUUGGAAUAUAUUCUUUAAAGACUUUUCCUUGGUUUCUUUUUGUUUGGUUGUGUUUUUUGGGGUUCUUUAGUAGCUCUGGCUUAAAUAAUAGCACGAGAUUUCAAGUGACCCAGAAAAGCCUUUAUAUCCAGUGUGCUGGUAAUUGAGAAGUUUUAAAUGGCAGAAGUCAGAGCACAACACAUUUGUUUUCCUUUCCUACCCCAGAAGCUGUGCUCCUAAGGGAUGGCCCAGAGAGGGGCUGGAGAGUUCCCUCUGCUGCCUCUAUAUGUCAAAGAUUUUGUUUUGCUUUUUGCAUGGGAGCAGUAGUUGUAGUACUGCAAGAAGUAACACUGAAGAGCUUUCCUACCUACCCAUGGUUGUGAGGUGGAAGUUGGUGCAGUGUUAUGUAAAGCAACUCAGAAGGGUGGCAGAAGGGAUAGGGAAGAAUUCAGAGAGACUGGUUUAAUCCAAAGAAAGAAGAUUUUUGUUACAAUUCAAGUGUAGUGUUUAAGUCAUGUCUACUAAAGAAGAGAGGGUGGAACUUGAAAUCAAGAUGUUAACAUUGAUUUACGAAAGGUUAAAUCUUAACUAAUGGGUAAAAUAAAGAGCUGGAACCUGUAGAAGGAGGAUGAGAGGAGAUGGUGAUUAAAAGUUGAACAUUGUGGAGCUUCAACUCCUGACAUGGCAGAGUAAGCACACAUCGGCACCUCUGGGUUAGCAGAGGCUCCAACAGGAAACGUGGGCUUUUGUUUCUUCUGCCAUCUUUCUCCACCACUUCCAACCUGUGCUGUUUUCCUCCUGUUCUUUCUUCCUCUGCUAGCUUUUUAUGGGCUCUUGAGAGCAGCUACCUUGGAAUGUAUCAUUUUAACAAAGGCCAUCAGCUCUUCUGGUUUGAGAAGGACCAGUGAUGGAGGGUGGAGGAGCAAGGCUGCAGCCUGGAACUGUGUCCCCAAACCAGUCGUUGUCACAGUCAACCUGCCAUCUCUCAUCAGUCUGUGGCUACUCUUUUUCCCUUGUAUCACAAAAACAGCAUCUAGAGCUCAAUUUCCCUCACUACAUUGUAGCUUGUCUCUUAUUACCAGCUGUGUGUCUUUCCAUCCAUUUAGAACAAAGGGAAUGUAGCCACUGUGCAGAGGGCCCAUCUGAAAUUCAGCAGCAGAGCGAGUCCUCUCCUUGAGCAUGGAAAAGGCUCUUCAGACAAGCCCGGUUGUCAAUGCCAGGCAUAUGCAGGAAUAGCAUUUUUAACUCCUUUUGCAUCAAGCUUCUGUACAGAGAUCUCAUUCCUGGAGCCUUUCUUUAAUUCUGUAAUCUUACAUUUGAAACAUAACUAGUUUUAAAUCCCUUCCAUUUGUUAAGUGGUUUCAAAGCUCAGAACAUACACUCGCUAUGUGCUGAGAAGUAGAAAAGAUAGAUGGAAACCCUUAGAAAUACCUAGAGUGAUUCAAUAUUAUUCUGUGUUUCUCUUGCAUUUAUUUUAAACCUAUAUUUUAUUUUCCUUUGCUCCCACAAAUACCAUCUGUGCAUCUGGGCGGGGUACGUGCUCAAUCUGGGAAAUGUGCCUUACCAGAUUCCGUCAAACGCCGACUGCCAGCUCCGCAUAAAGUGUGUUGGAGUGGUCCUUGUCACACAGCUCUUGCAUUUCUCUGGUCCCUGCCCUGGAGAGGUGCACUGUACCUGUUGUACAGCUGUAAAUUUUAGAAGGCUGGCAUAUUUCAGGAGAGCUAGCAUAGGAGAAAGAGUGUGUUAGUGGAGUUUAUUACUGAGCUAAACUGAAUUUUCACCUUUUAAAACAUGCACAUGUGGAUUUCAGACUGCUGUUAUCAAGUUCUCUUGCAAAAUUUUUAAAUGAAGUAACCUGUAAAUGAUGAAACAACUGACUUUUAUCAGCAGGUGUGCUGCCUUUGACCUGGUGAAAGUACAGAAAGGGCUGGUCUAUGGGAGACACGUAAAAAGAGGUCAAACCGUCAUCUUCUGUGCUUCAUUUCUGUUCAUUAUGCCCCUUAUUCCCAUGACCAGUCUUGGGCAACCAGAGAAACUGCAGGGUUUCUUCUCUUUGCUCAUUAUUCCUGGCAUUUUGUGUUCUUCUCCCAAGUACGUUUUGUAUCUUUGAAGUGGCUCUGACAGUUGACCGUGAAGCACUUCAAAAUGCCAGCUGAUGUAACCUGGUUAGCUGACUUCAUCUCUGAGGGAAUUUCAUGGGCUGCUUUGUUUUCAGAAGUGUAAACCUGAGCAAUUCCUCUAUUUAUUUUUUGUCUCUAUGGGUAAAUGCUUACACACCUUUGGCCAAAAUUACUCUGUGCUGGUUUCCUGGCUGCAGACACAUGCACUGAAGGCAAUGAAUUGUUGGGAGAGAUGGUGACUGGUGAAGAGCUCUGAGCUAGGACUUACUGUUUGAUCAUGACGUUUUGUCCUGUCACAAUGAAGAAUGUGUUUAAAACCAUAAAUGAUACAUUAAACAUUUCCUUGAAUUUUCAGAAACAAGUGUAUGUCUGAGCUUCACCGCCUUCGAGGUAUUUAUUUUGAGAAGCUGGGUCAAUGUUUCUGAAAGUGAUGGAAUUGCUUGUCAUCAAAAUACAGAAGAAGAAAAGCCUGGGCUCUUAGCUCAAAUCACUUUGGGAUUUGGAAAAAUUCUAUUUACUUGAAGCCCAUUAUUGCUUAGCUAUGCCUAUUCCUAGUUAUUUACAGAAACAAAUUCAAUCUAGAUUUUUCAUGGAAAAUGCUUGUAAUGGAUGUAAUUUCUAAGAGCAAAAAAUAAAAAGCAAACCUUUUAUAAUACCCUUUUUAAA